UCUAGGGUCAAAGAAUCGCCAAAAUUUAUAAACUGUCUGGGACAUUGUUACCAAAAUUAGAACAAAAUUCUUGAGAACCCGGUGAUAACGAGCGCAUCCAGGAUGUAAAAGUCAAAAGUGAAGCAGGAUUCGACCAAGAUAAGGACAAAAUUCAUUUAAUUACAAACCCUAAAAAUUAUCUAAGUAUUCCAAGUAAUCACAAUUAUCAGAAAAAGGGGGCAAAAAGGGCAAAAAGGGCAACCUCGGCUCAAAACGGCAAGGGGGUCUUCAAUACAAAUACAACCCAAAACUCAAUCAGGGGGAAUUCAAUCUUGAUAGUGGUGUCGUGCUGUUCGAUGGUGUGUGUGAAAAAGUGCCCUUCGUGCCAAUUCCGACUAAGUGCUGCUUCCACUACCUGGCUGACCCAACUGUUUGCUGAUUCCGCAAUUUGCCCAGAUGAUGAACUAAAUGACGGAAGGCAGCGAUGAAUGUUCAAAAAGUGCUUGCUCGACUGCCGCUAAAGAGACAUCGCGACGUCUGACUGCUUUGACCAAAACCGAAAAUCUAGACAACAAAUCAAAAAAAGAAGAAUUCCGGCCGAAACUCCGGUGGCCGGAUUUAACAGUACAAAUAUUUAUUCAUGUAGGAUGUUUAUAUGGACUGUAUUUGUGCCUUGUGUCUGCCAAGUUGUACACAACGCUUUUUGCAUUCCUAACGAUAUACCUCUCAGGGUUUGGCAUCACCGCAGGUGCUCAUAGGUUAUGGUCACAUAGAGCUUACAAAGCCAAAUGGCCCCUUAAGAUACUUCUACUCGUCUUAUUUACAAUUACGGGUCAGAGGCAUGUCUACGUCUGGGCAUUGGACCACAGAGUCCACCACAAAUACAGCGAAACCGACGCCGAUCCACACAACGCGAAACGCGGUUUCUUUUUUUCACACGUCGGCUGGUUAGUCCUGACUCCUCAUCCUGACGUUGUUGAAAAACGAAAAGCCGUCGACAUGAGCGACUUGGAAGCAGAUCCGCUCAUAAUGUGGCACAAAAAACUGUAUCCAGUACUAUUUUUCCUAUUCGUAAUUUUUCUACCAGUUUUUAUUCCUGUGUAUUUUUGGAACGAAACCAUUUGGAAUUCAUUUUGGGUGAAUUUUAACGCUCGAUUUUGUAUUACUUUAAACAUCGCGUUCUUCGUUAACAGCGUCGCGCAUAUGUGGGGCCAGAAACCUUACGACAGAUAUAUAAGUCCAGUGGAAAAUUUGGCGGUGUCUUUGGCAGCGUUGGGUGAAGGUUGGCACAACUACCAUCACGUCUUCCCAUGGGAUUACCGAACUGGCGAACUUGGAAAUAGCUACAACCCGUCUACGACUUUUAUUGAUUUCUUUGCGAAAAUUGGAUGGGCCUAUGAUUUGAAAUUUGCUUCAAAUUCGAUGAUUGCAAGAAGAGCGCAGAAAAGUGGCGAUGGAAGUCACGUUUGGGGCUACGGAGAUGCAGAUAUAGAAAAAGAAGAUUUAGAAGAACUGAAUCAAAUGGAUGAGGAUUUUAAAACUGACUAAUUUUAAAAUGCCAGUAACCAGUAUUAGCCAGUAUACAAUAAUCCAUAGAGUUUUUUGUCAGUUGCUUUCUUUUAGAUGAAUUUUUAGUUUAGCUGCUUUUUUGAAAAAUUUACAAAACCAAACGGUGCCAUUUAGGCAGUAGUGCUUUUGUUAAUUUUUGAAAGUUUUAAAUCAAAGUCACAAAGGCAACAGCAAAGUUUAGAUACUUAACACAUAAUCACUGUUGAAUUGUUCUACAACAAUCCAACUUAAAAUGUUUUGUGACUUUAUUUUACUUAAAGAUACAAUUGUGGUGGGGUUAUUUCAAGGAAAUCUUAUAAUUUGAAUAGUUCAUUAGUGUUUCCUUGGAUGCCCAGUGACUUAUAUAAUUUGUUUUUGUUUUCUUAGAUUUAUGGUGUUUUUUUGUUAAGUCUGAACAUAUUUAAUAUAAUAAAAAUGUUUCAACAAA
Molecule: messenger RNA, 1975 nt
Organism: Tribolium madens (black flour beetle)
Lineage: Eukaryota; Metazoa; Arthropoda; Insecta; Coleoptera; Tenebrionidae
Product: acyl-CoA Delta-9 desaturase-like
Exons: 6
Coding region: 448-1527 (359 amino acids)
Biological process (GO): unsaturated fatty acid biosynthetic process
Cellular component (GO): endoplasmic reticulum membrane
Molecular function (GO): stearoyl-CoA 9-desaturase activity; iron ion binding
Source: RefSeq, a predicted model, not a curated record